Menidia menidia (Atlantic silverside) is the source of this 6208-nucleotide messenger RNA. The record is from the annotation of a GenBank genome assembly. NCBI's taxonomy places the organism in Eukaryota, Metazoa, Chordata, Actinopteri, Atheriniformes, Atherinopsidae.
UUGUGUCGGUGCUAUGAGGUUAGACAAUUUUUCGUGUUCUCCGAUACAGCUCUCUGGAUAAAGACACUCAAUUCUGUGGCAUUAUUGAGCCAAAACAGAAUUGAAUUGUCAGGACGCUUUUUUAAUAGAUAUUUAUAGUUUUGGUCAGCGGGUUAAAUAUCCGUUAGAAGAGGCCCUUGUUGCAUCAGACGCACAGCACAGGUUUUCAUAAUUACUGUAUUAGCUUAAGAUAGUUUUUAUAGGCCAGUUAGUCUGUGCUGGAAGCCGGUGGCAGUUUGUUUUAAAAUUAGAUUUUAGAGUUGUAGUGAACCAUGUAGUGACACAUCGACCUAAAAUAUGGCUGGAGAUGCAAUGAUGUAAAAGUUUCAACUAAUAUCAAAUCAAUAUUGGCAUUGUUAGGUGUGGGGAAAAACGCAUAUAUUACAGAAAUCUAUGUACCCAAACACAGCCAAAUAAUGUUGCCACAUAUAGAAUAUUACCUGACCUACAGACAUGAGAUUUGGGCCUUGAUGUUAGUCUUAAAUUCGCAAAUCGGCCAAAAUUACAAUACUUUGUUUAUGUAAAAUAACCUGGUUAUUAGUGUAGAAGGCUCACGCUCUGUCACAGAGAAUACAGUGACUACGUACCUUGAUCUCAGCUCACACAACUUACAGAAAAUAUUCAGGAAUGGGUUUCCAGACUACGCGGAUCGGCAGAAAUGCUUUGGCGCUCUGCUCUCGGUCGCUGGUCUCUUCAGCAUGGCGAGGAGACACUCACAGGUUACACUGGAGCCCAACUGCAGCUCUGCAGAUUCGGUAUGCCUCGGGACCUAAAGGUUUUCUGGGAGAGUUGGUUAAUAACAUUCGCCAGGAGUUUAGUAAGAACCAAGAGAUGAAGGAAAACAUCAAGAAGUUCAGAGAAGAGGCCAAGAGGCUUGAGGAGUCUGAUGCACUUCAACAAGCCCGUAGGAAAUAUAAAUCUAUAGAGUCUGAGACAGUAAAGACAUCUGAAGUAUUUCGUAAGACUCUGGGCUCUCUGUCAGAGACUGUCAAAGAGGGUAUUGAGGAAGUGACUCGUACGGACAUAGGGAAAAAAAUCAAGGAGAGUGUGGAAGAGGCAGCAAAGACAGCGAUGCACUCUGCUGAAUCUGUCUCCAAAGGGGGAGAGAAACUGGGCAGGACCAGUGCAUUCAAGGCCAUCUCUCAGAGUGUGGAAACCAUGAAGAAGGAGAUAGAUGUUGGUGACGCAGGCCCUUAUAGGGCCCCUGCCCAGCUGAGGAUGAGGAGCGAUUUCUCAUCUAAAGGAGCAGAUGAUAACACCAGAAUGUUUGAAGCUAAUGAGGAGGCUAUGGGCGUUGUCCUCCACAAAGAUUCAAAGUGGUACCAACAGUGGAAGGACUUCAAGGACAAUAAUGUCGUUUUUAACAGAUUCUUUGAGAUGAAGAUGAAAUAUGAUGAAAGCGACAAUGCCGUCGUUAGAGCAUCCAGAGUGGUGACUGACAGAGUCACUGACUUUCUAGGUGGUCUUUUUUCCAAGACAGAAAUGUCAGAGGUGCUGACAGAAAUCCUGAAGGCCGACCCCAACUUUGACAAAGAUUCUUUUCUCAAACAGUGUGAAAAAGACAUCAUCCCCAACAUCCUGGAGGCUAUGAUCCGUGGAGAGCUGGCUGUAUUAAAGGACUGGUGUUACGAGGCUACAUACAGUCAGCUGGCUCACCCCAUCCAGCAGGCCAGGACUCUGGGGCUUCUUUUUCAGUCCAAAGUCCUCGACAUUGAUAACAUAGAUUUGGCAAUGGGUAAGAUGAUGGAUCAGGGCCCUGUACUGAUCAUCACCUUCCAGGCACAAGUUGUCAUGGUGAUCCGCAGCCCCAAAGGAGACAUUGUGGAAGGCGAUCCGGAGAAGGUGAUGAGGAUGAUGUAUGUGUGGGCUUUAUGCCGUGACCAGGAGGAGCUGAACCCUAACGCGGCCUGGAGACUACUAGACAUCUCUGCCUCCAGCACAGAGCAAAUACUUUGAGAGGAGGAAGGGGUAAAAAGCCAUGAAGGUGAAGAGGUUAAUCUGGGACAAAAACUGAGAAGGGCAGAAGAUUAAAAAAAACAUAUCGCCCAUGCUAUGUACAUGCCCUGCUCAUUUGUGACUGUUUUAACAUUCCCAUCAGUUUCCAGAGGGUUCAUGUGCACGCACCUGACCACUCUCUGGCACUUGCGUGUAGAGUACAUGCCCAUGGGGACCAACUACAAGGCAUAUUCACUGAAAUCAGAAUCCAGUUGAGGGAGGUAGUCACCUGAGUGAUUGGACUGGUUGGUGCAGAACAGAACUUAAACAUACAGUUAAAUGGAUCAAACUGACUUCUAAUACAUUACUUUAUCCAACAAUACCGGCUGUCCAUGGUCUACUUGGGCCAAGAUAAAAGAAAAAAAGCAUUGCCUCAAUGGAUUUGGGGUGUGUGUGUGCUUGUUGGCUGUUUGUUAUGAAGCCUGGACUCAGUUCUCACAGUGUUUAUUGUACACCAGAAGAGCUAAAAUUUUAAACAAUGUGGGAUUAACUUAAUUAUCUGUUCUGGAUGCAUUCAGGUAACAUUUAGACUGAACUGCAAAAGCAACUCAGUGUGUGUAUAGUCAGUGUAUAGAAACAAGCUAGCACAGUCAAUCUAUGAAUCCAGAGUCUCUUUGUCUGUCUGAGACAGAAAAUCUAAGACUUUGUGUAAGCAAGUCAUUAUCUGUGUUCACCAAAUUUAGCAUAACUUUCACGAAUAAAGCAGAAAACAUUUUUCUUGUCAGGCUUUAAUGUCUUUAAUGUCUUCUCACCCUUUUAAUCACCAAAAAGGCAGAUGGGUGGGAAGGUGUACAGCCUCAAAGCUUAGUGUUUUGAACGUGAAAACGUGAGGAGCUCAUUUGACGUUAGCCUGGACUUUAAACAACAUGAAGAUUAUAACAGAAAGUAAUGAUCUCUGAAUUCAAAGCCUAUUCCAUCAGGAUUUAUAUAAUCUAUUAAAAACUACAAUAAAUGCUGCUUUUAUUUGUUAAUUAUAGGUAAAAAUUGAGAUUUUUUUUUCAGGUUGUAGUGCAUAUAGACUAUGAAUCAGGUUUGUGAUACAUUAUUAUAAACUUGUAACCUGUAAAUGUAUCUCUUACUGAAUGUUGGUUUCUUCCCAGCCUGCACAGGACCACACCCAGAAUUUUUCAGUUAUCAGUCAGGCAGCUUCUUUAAUGGUGGAUCCUUUUGUCAUCUCAUGCGGCACAUUGUUCACCUGUUUGUUGUACUAUACUGUCAAACGGCAAACGGUGAGAAUGAGGAAAAAUGGAAAAACUGAUGGUUGCAUUGUGUUGUAGUGGCUUUUAUGGGCACUGGUAUUGAGUGAAAUGGUCCAUCACAGAUGAUAUUUGAAUUAAUGGGUGUCUGAUGGUUAUAGAGCAACCAUCGGACAUCCGUGAAGAUGUGUUUGAUAGUGGUCUCAUGUUGGUUUGCUCAUGAUAUGCCAUCCAUCCUUCUGUUGUGUUGUUGCAAAAACCACCCCAGAAUACAGAUGCUAUCUACUACCAUGACAGUAAGUGCACUUUCAGUUAUUAUUAAUCAAUUGAUUAAUGGACUCUUCUUGUUUUUGUAUGGUACAUAUGAGCUCUCUGUAAGUCAAAAUGUAUUCCAUCUGUUUUUUAAGUUUACAUUUGUUCUAUCCACCACUCCCACAGUUGUGAGAAGGCAUCACAGUCUUGUGUUAUUUUCUAUUCUUUUAGGAUUAUUAUUAUUUAAUUUCUGUUUCUGUGUAAAUGAGAUGCCAACCCUCAAAAGAGGAUUCAAAAGUUCUUCUGUUAGGAUGCAAUAAUAUAUAAGUAAGCUAAAUAAAGCAAGCUCUACUAUAGCUUUGUAUUUACUUUUUUUGUGUCUCUGCUUAGUCUGGAAACUCUGUCUUUAGUUCUCUCAAAGCAGAAUGGACACACCUUGAUAACAUUUCCAUGCGCGUGGUUGCUGAUUCUGGUUGAUAAACCAAUAAAUCAGGCUGUAUAGGGUUUUAGAAGAUGACUAUAUAUGCCAAUCUGUGAUGGACCUCAUCCUGCAGCUGUCUUGUGUGACGUCAUCCACGGACCAACUAACAUACUAAUCCGCUCCCUUAUGACAGCAGCCAGGAAAGGUAUUACUUUUCCCAAUAACUAUAGCAAUAGGUGAGUUAAAAGAAGGGUCCCUCAGCUGUUGUAGAGAAGGAAACGUGUGUAAAAACAAUUGAACUAAAUUCCAGCUCACUCAUGCGUCAUGGGUCGUAGAUCUAGAUAUACCUUAGCUGUUACCUAUGUCCCUGAUCCUAAGCUCGACCUCCUGCUGUAACAUUAUACAUAAUAGGUAAGCAAUGUUAACACUGAAUUUCAUAAUCAUGUAGGUGGGAGACUCGUAUCAAUUAUGGCCGCAGUGGGAGGCCCACAGGAGGACAGCUCGGGGUGAUUAGAUUAUGAACCUCUUCAGGGCAGUGUUACAAUCCACUCACUAUUAAUUAAACCUAGUGGGAGAUCUCAGGCAGGGGAGAUGUGGAAAUGUACCGACUCCAUUCUGUCCUAGUAUGGACUUUUAAUUGUGACGAUUAAUUAUUUCUCACACCGUGUUUCUGGAGCAAAGCCACAGGCACAUUCAGGUAGCCAUGUUUGUUUUGUCAUACACAUUAAUCAUGUAAUAUCAUGUACUUCAGCAAAACCUGGGACAAAAGUUUGAUAAGUCCACCUUUCUUUUAUCAACCACUUUUUUUGUUUGUCACCACCUUAAUUCUAGUUUGAUUCUAGGUUUACCAUACCAUAUUUCUAAACUCACUGAAAGAACUUCCAGUACAACAGACCUAGUACUCUUUCCUUUUUAAUAAAAUAUUUAUUUAUAUAUUUAUUUUGGUGGGUGUAUUUUUUAUUAAAUCAAAUCUGUUGUCAGAAUACAAUUAAUGAAGGUCCCAACACUGUGAUCUUAAAACACUCAUUUUCAGGACUUGCCUGCCUUUGAAAUAGAAAAAAUUACAACCAUUUAUUAAUUUUAGUUCAAAAGGAUUCAAUUGUACAAGAAAACCCAUUUAAAAUAUCUAACUAAUGAUCUAAGCAGAAAAUAAUGCAGAGGACCUACACCGAGAAGCUGCUGUGGCUUUUUUUUAUGUCAUCAGACUUUCUACUUUGUUAACUUCCCAGUUUUUACUACCAAGAUAGCAAUUGCAAUUAUAUAUAAGGUGGAAAUGAUUGUGAUUUGUUUAUUUCCCCUCGGAUGAAUUUGUCAAGAGCUUCUCUGAACAGUGGAUUCUGACAGACAAUUAGCAGAAAGGGCAAAUAAAAAUGUUGCUAAUACGUCUACUUCUAUCUCAUCUUAUACAAUGAAAAAGUCACAAGCGGCCAGCAUGGAGCCACGGCUGAUGUAGAGGAGGAGGGUCAGCUGGGAGGCGGAUCUGGGAAAGUGUGAGGACUUUAAAGUCCAUGUGAAGGCAGAGGAGGCGCCGCAGGAAGCUCGGAUGUAGGCGGAGAGCGCUCUGAGGUGUCCCUGGUGCUGAACUGCUGCAGGCUCAUCUCCGUUUUACACCUUUUACACCAACUCCGAAGGUAUCCUGGUGACUGAAACCUCAAAUGAAGAUGUUCCAUGGGACUACGGGUGAAAAAGAGAAUACAAAAAAGAAAGCUUUUCAGGAAAUUGACAGUUCAGAGCGACACAGCUAAAGCGUUCAAGUCAUUUGAAAGCAAAAACGAUCUCUUAUGUGCCGCAGCUUGGACUGGCUGCAGUCUACAAGCCCUGUGAUUUAUCUGCGAAACAACCUCAGCUACAUAAUUUAGAUUUAUACUUCACUUUGCAAUUACAAUAAAUGCAUUUGUGGGUUUUUGUUUGGUUACUCUAAAUAAACAGAAAAAGAAUGAUGUAUUGUUAUUGAGAACACCUGAAUCUGUGUUGGAGAAAAGAUAUUGCUUGUUAAGUGAACACCUACCAGUUGGGUCUAAUUAAACCUCUGUGAGCAUGCCUCAGCUUGCUUCUUACUCUUGGGUUUGCCCCGUGGCUAGUAGGAAACACAGCACUUCAAUCUGAUAAGCUUAUUUUCCACCCUUCUAAGAUGAGCAGCACAACAUUCUGGGUUGUGGAGAAUGAUCUGUCCUCUUCUUCUACCCCGGGGUUCCCCAGGGGCCCAACAGUGCUACAGCCAAUGGUAGGGCAGCCUGAACAGGGAACAGCGCUGUGUUUUGUGGGCCUCCUUGUACUCCUGCUGCUCUUUCUGGUGGUCCGGUGC